Messenger RNA from Blepharisma stoltei, 1140 nucleotides. The record is from the annotation of a GenBank genome assembly. Lineage: Eukaryota; Ciliophora; Heterotrichea; Heterotrichida; Blepharismidae.
AUGGAGCUUAAAACUCAGAAUUCUCUCAAACUGCUUCAUUCUCAGCUUAACUCAGAUCGAGAAAAGAAUGAAGGUUGAAUCAUUCAAUAUCAAUUUAAUACAAUUCUUGAUAUACUUAUUUACUAAGAAUAGCCCACUAAGCAUAUUUGGUUGGCCGGACAAUAGCUGGUUUGGCAAAUUCGUUGGCAUGCCAUAUUUUCUGGCUAACCAAAUUUAAGAAUGGCGAACCAAAAAAUGCUCCUUAAUCCCCCCCUCCGUGAGUGAACAAAACCAAAAACCCACCCUCCGUGAGUGAACAAAAAUUUUUUUAAUAGAAAAAAUUUUUUAUGAAAAAAAAUUGAUAUAUAAGUAAUAAUUAGUAUAAAUGAAAUCUCGAGCUAGUUCUGUUGAUUUUAAACAAAUUACGUUUUAAAACAUAAAUUUUCUAAAUUAAAUUAAUAUUUGCUUCUCAAUUUUUGCAAAUUAAGAUUUUUUUAAAAAUUUCCGAAAAUAAAUUUUUUAAAAAAUAAAUUAACCCCCCUUCGUGAGUGAACAAAAUUUUUUUUAUUCACUCACGGAGGGUAGAGCUAGUGAGCUAUUUUGGCAAGCAGGUAUAAUCAAUUAUUAGAUCCUCAAGACUUAAAAGCAAAAACAUCUGUGAUUUUAAGCAGCGCCAACAGUCCUGAAAUAGAGUGAGAUUACAGGAGAACUUGCUCAUUAUAUGAAAAACAGAGUUCUGCUUCUGCUCUGGAUCUCCAAGAAGCUUUCCAAGGAUACUUAAAUGCUUAUCACCAAAUUUCAUCUCUAUAUCUUAUUAGAGAAGCCAACAAGAAAGCUAAUUUAUGUAUUUAUAACACUGAAAGUGAAAAAGAGAUAAGAAAACCUUUGAAGUUUCCUAAGAAAGUCAACAUAACCACAUGCAUAGCUCAGCUUCCAAAUGGUAAGCUAUUCUGUUUUGGCGGGAUUGCUUUUACAAUUUCUGACGAUUUCAGUGUUAUAGAACUGCCACCUGGAACACCAUGCUACUUAUCAUCAGCUAUAUAUUUCAGCAAGUCUGUAUAUUGUUUUGGAGGAUCAGUUAAUGGAAUUUCAACUUCAGCUUUCUCAGAAAGGUUUGACUUAGAUAAAAAUCGAUGAUUUAAAUUACCCCCAAUGAUGUAA